Molecule: messenger RNA, 1130 nt
Organism: Cimex lectularius (bed bug)
Lineage: Eukaryota; Metazoa; Arthropoda; Insecta; Hemiptera; Cimicidae
Exons: 2
Coding region: 36-395 (119 amino acids)
Source: RefSeq, a predicted model, not a curated record
CAUUCCUCAACUUCUCCUGACUCCAUUAACGGAAGAUGGCUGUCGAUUUAACAAGCGAAUGUGACAAUAUCUCUGAUAUGGAACCUAAAAACUCAAGGAUCCCUGGUGAUGAGCCGUUGGUUAUUAAUCGUGUCUUUUGCCCACCAACUCCGGGCCAAAUUCCAAAGUGGCAACCUAUGGAGACUGAGUCGGCAGUACACGAAGAAUCUAACGUUCCUACUUUAGACACGUCUUCAUUAAGUGACCUUGUCAAAUACUACAAAGGUGUAGAUUUGUAUUAUUUGCCGGCAUCUACACAGGGAGAAAAGGCUACUUACGAAGAGGAGAGUGCGUGCAGUUACAUGUCAGAGAACUCUUUAGAUGAACCUCCAUGUAAGAAAGCCAAAUUUGAAUGACAACAGGAAACUAUUUUUGUCAUUAAGUGAACAACAAAUUUGGGCUUUUUUACAUGGAUUAAAAUAAAUAAAUAAAACUGACAUCAUGUGCUUUAUUACUGUCUGAAAAAAUUUAACAAUAUUUGGAUUUUGAAUAAUUGAUGUGUAAUUAUCUUAAUUGUGCUGUAUUUCCAAUGUUGGUUAAGUGGAGUUGAUUUAGAUUCAACCAUAUCAAGGACUAGCAUCGAGGAGGAGGUCCCUGGGUUAUAUCUGCCUGACUGGGUUAAGGAUGUUGAUUUGAAUUGGUUUCUGGAAUUUAUCUUGAACUUGGACAACCUGUCGUGGAUUAGUUUAUCUAUGAAGGAUAUUUUGAGGUUGGAAACAGGGAGUGUUGAAUAUCGGAAGGACUGUAUUUAUUGGGUAUCAUAUUUCUAUCCCACUUGUCCAAAUUGGAUGCAGUUGUACUUCAUAUCAGUUUGUUUUUUCUCGAUAUGUUGGAUUUUCUUGAUGACGAAAUGAUUAGAAAAAUAAGAUCAGAAUCUGUUGAAAAUUGUUUUUCCAGUGAAACUGUUUUAAACCCUAACUUUUUUAUAUAAUUAUGAUGAAAAAAAAUUAUAUAUUUUUUUGGGGUCCAAGCCAGUGGUAUAUGGAUAGUAUGAAUAUAUAAUAAAUCAUUCAAUAUAAAAACUCAACUUACUUAUCAGAUCAGUAUAAGCCUCAUAAUAAUACAUAAUAGAGUUCAUAUAAAAAAAAUAC